AUGUCCACCCCCUUCAACUUCCACCUCCCCUCCACAACCAGAAACAGCAUCUUCGACCCCGACCCCCCAGCCCUCCCCUCCACCCCCGACCGCGCCCGCGCCAAACAACCCUCCUCCAAAUCCCAUCCCGCCACCACCACCGCAGACCCCCUCUACACCAACGCAAGCCACCGCUCCACCACCCCGUCCGGCCCGCCCCCGCCCUCUGCUCGGGGAGGAGCAGGAGCAGGAGCAGGAGCAGACGACGACGACGAUCCCCAUAACUCGUCUACCGCCAGCUUCACGCCCGCGGGCGCGCCAUCGGCGAGUUAUUUGGGGAGUUCCUUGCUGAGGGGUAUGUCGACUGCGAGAGGUAGUGCUGGUGGUGCUGGUGGGAGGGAGCAGCCUGCGAGGGGGCUGUUUACGGCGGGGGUUGGGGCGGGAGCUGGGGCUGGCGAGGGGGCGCCGCCGCCGCGGGGGUUGUUUACUGGUGGUGGGGGGUUUUCGGAUGCUGGUGGUGGUGGGAGUAGUCGUGGGGGGUUGUUUACGGGGAUUGGGGGAGGGUUUGAUUCCGCCGGUGGGUUUGCCGGGUUGGGCGAUGGGAAGAAGAAUCUGUUUGCGGGGACGGGGACGCAGAAGCGGAAUGCGCCGCUGGGGAGGUCGAUUAUUAGGGGCCCGGGCCAUACGCGCCAGCCGUCAAGGCUGAGCAGGGCGGUGGCGGUUGAUGAGGAGGAGGAGAGCCCUAGGCUGGGCGGGAGGGCUGCGGCGCCUGCGCCUGCUAGCAAGACGUUUGGGGUGCCGUUUGAUGACGAUGAUGAUGAGGAGGGCGAGAGCGAUAUGUGGCUGGAUCUGCCCUCGACGGCGGGGACCGGGGCGGGGUUGCCCACAGUUGGGGAUGAGUCGGAUCUGCUGAUGAUGGCUACGCCCGCCGCCACUGAGAGGGUGCGCCGCGAGGCUGAGGAUAUCUUCCGCGCAUCGUCGUUCCCCGCCGGUGGGCCGGUGAGAAGGACCGAGUACCACUAUGCUGCGCUCGCCAAGGAUGUUUAUCAACAGAUGGGGACCGCGCAGGUUACCGAAACCCCGCAGGUUAUUCUGGGGACGGAGAACCUGCUUGCGAUGCUUUAUGAUGAGGGUGUGGGUGAGGCGGAGGACGAGGAGAAGAUGGACGAUACCCUGGCGACCGUCUCAGCCAAGGUGGCCGCGCUCUGGAAGGGUCAUGUGGAUAAGCUCCCGCGUCCGACCGAAGACCAUGCCGCCGAGAUUGGGCCCGGCCCCCACGCCUCCCCGUUCGAGAAGGCCAACUACCUUGCCAACCUAGCCCUACAGAUCCACCACACGCGGUACGAGGAGAGCGGCAUGGCGCGCGCGGAACCGCUUCCCGAGACGCUGUUCCGUUGGCUGAACGAAUACCACGACAUGUACGGCAACCAGGUCGAGGAGAUCCUCCGGUACCGGCCCAGCCCGGCGUGCCACUCGCUAUUUUGGCAAGCCGUCUUCAUUGCGCUUCUUCGCGGCAAGGUGAGCGACGCCGCGCGGCUGCUCUACCAAGCUGGCUGGGGCCACGUUCGGCGCGGCCAGCGCGGUGAGUACGCCUAUGUCGACCGUGCGCUUGAGAACGUGCAACGCGCGGUCGACGAGACGAUCGGCGUGCUCGAGAGCUGCCCGGGCUAUGACGGCAACUGGGAGAUUUGGAACAGCGACUGGACCCUGUUCCGCGUGCGCGCCCAGGGCUCGCUCGAGCAUCUCAGACGCUUUGCCGAGGGCAAGGACAGCGCAUUCGGCGAAUCGACCUUCUCGGCCUCUAAUACAUCGGCAAGAGGCCGGCAGUCUAUGGCCGGCUUGGCCAGGCGCGCCGAGAGCCAGGUGCCCUGGGAGAUUUACGAGAACCUGAAUAUCGUGUUCGACAUCGUUCUCGGCCAGCAGGGCGCCAUUCUGGAGGCAGCACAGGACUGGCUCGAGGCUACGGUCGGUCUGUUCGGCUGGUGGGACGAGCGGAAGUCUCAUACGGACAAACCCUUUUCCAUGUCACAGUCACUCUCGCGAUCGCAGGCUCUGGUCCUCGCUUCGACACCCGCGGCGGACACGGACAGCUAUCUCGACAGGCUUGCGCACACGUUCCAUUUGGCGGUGGAAUCCGACUUCCACUUCAACUCCCAAAAUGCCGUCGAAAUUGGCAUGGCCUGUCUUUUUGAAGAUAAUAUCAAGGGCGUCAUUGGCCUGCUCCGUGGCUGGUCGCUUCCCGUUGCCGCCGCGGUGGCUGAGAUUGCGUCGCUCGGAAAAUGGCUGCCUCCCCACCACCCUUCAGGCGUGUUUGGGCUCGAGGAUUUGGACAUGGACGAUUUGGAGGUCCUUGGCAUGGAUCCUGGCGCGCCGGAUGAGAUCGACGGCAUCAAGGACAGCACACUGGUGCAAUAUGCCCAAGCACUAGCCGACUAUGACGGCCUAUCCACGGUGAAAGACAGGCUGGGUGUCUCGAGGGAAGGCUGGGAGCUGUCGAUCAGCGUCCUUGGCCGGAUGGACUCGCCAGAACGGUCAGAGGAGAUGGUGAGAGACGUGGUCGAGCACCUGGUCCAAGAAUUGCACGUGGACUCGAAUGCUACAGUGGACCGGUUGUGGCUGCUGUUGAACGAGCUCGGCAUGAUCGAGUUUGCGGAGGAUACGACACAGGCCUACGGAGACAUCCUCGCCCGGGAGUCUCAUCGUUACGGCGAGGCCAUGUGGUACUACGCCCUCGCGCACCGCCCGAACAAGGUCCGCGAGGUCAUGAACCUGCUCAUCUCCUACUCCCUCAUCCAAUCCACGGCAUUCCCACCCGCCAACGACCUCGACGACUACCUCCACAAGCUACUCACCGACCGCCAGAACACGCUCGAGCAGUGCGCCAACCAGGACAUGGAGGCCGCCGAGCUCCUGGGCAAGAUGCUCAGUGGCUACGCCUCGCUGCGCCAGUUCUACGACAUCCGCGACAACGAGCACGCCCUCCCGCACGCCACGCCGCACGCGCGGCGGCAGCAGGCAGCAACGGCCCUCGUCAGCGUCAUCGCCAGCUCGGACGACAACAUCCGUGGCGGCCUGUUCGACCAGACGCGUGACGGCAUCGUCAGCGAGGACUUUUUGCUCGCCCUGCUCGGCGAGGCCCUCGUCUUCGUCUCCAACCCGGACGACACCAGUGUCCACCACCACCACCACGGCCACGGCUACGGCCACCCGGCCGACCCCGUCGGCCCGGCCGUCUCCCUCGACCAGAUCGACGUCAUCCUCAAGGCCAUCGAGGACCUGCAGGCCGUCGGCGACAGGGUCUAUCACGCCUCGGACGAGUUCCUGCAGCUCGUGCUGGCGUCCGCGCCGGGCGGGUUGAAGGGCUCCACGCCGGCGGAUUUGCUCAAGAAGAAUGCUGCUGAUGGUGGUGGGCAGGGAGGGAAUGUGAUGCUGGCGGGCAGCUCGCUGGUGGCGAGCCAGCUGCAGCGGUCGCUUACUGGCGGCGGCGCGCUGGGGAAGGUGGCUGUUAAGAGGGGGUGGGAUUGGCGGGCUGAGGUCACGACUAAGACUAGGGGGCGGGAUGUCAUGAAGAGGUUGAGGUUGGGGUUGGCGAAGGAUCUGGCGGGGCUGUGGUUGGAGGAGGCCGGUGAGAUGGUUUGGUAG
This is a messenger RNA of Chaetomium globosum CBS 148.51, 3621 nucleotides long. RefSeq lists its product as uncharacterized. Gene Ontology annotation, cellular component: nuclear pore outer ring. NCBI's taxonomy places the organism in Eukaryota, Fungi, Ascomycota, Sordariomycetes, Sordariales, Chaetomiaceae. Gene Ontology annotation, biological process: protein import into nucleus; mRNA export from nucleus; positive regulation of DNA-templated transcription. The coding region runs from base 1 to 3621 and encodes 1206 amino acids. The transcript is spliced from 2 exons. The record is from RefSeq and is a predicted model, not a curated record. Gene Ontology annotation, molecular function: structural constituent of nuclear pore.